AUGGAUCUUCUGAAGGAGGGUUCUUUUCGUUAUGUAUCCAUUCUGCUUAUUGUUUUCGGCUUCCGGUCUUCAGAUCCAUGUCUUCCCGCCACUUCCGAGAUUGUAGAGGCAUAUGAUCGACUGCGAAACAAUAUUCUCUUGCUCUUUGACCUUCGUGUUGCCCUGCUCCAGCUUGAAUAUGAGCUUCAGUCAGCCAAGCUCAAAAUGGAACAGUUUGCUCCAGAUAGAGUGCUGCCCCGUAGCCUUGCUGCCCUCAGCUUUUGUGAAUCCUCUUUGCCCGCUGCCGACGCCGAAUCUAUCGGAAAGGGGGGUGUUAAUAUUAGCGCUACUGGUGGUAACGAAGAUCGCCGUUUGGAUCCGUCUAUUGUGAUGGCUCUACGAUCUGCUGAGAGCCGGCGCCUCCUGCCCCCCAGACAUUCCUUUGGCAUUGCGGGCAGUCUUUUGGCAGCAGCCGGAAGCCAAGCGUUAGUCCAAUCCAGAACUCAAGCAAUGUAUGAAGUUUAUAUUCUUUCUUGA
Protopolystoma xenopodis is the source of this 516-nucleotide messenger RNA. The record is from the annotation of a GenBank genome assembly. Lineage: Eukaryota; Metazoa; Platyhelminthes; Monogenea; Polystomatidea; Polystomatidae.